UGUUGACAUUGGACGUGUGCAAACUUUUGGCGGGAAACCCAUUCCAAAUUUGAAACGUUUAAAAACUUGACGUUUCUUGUCAACAGCGUAUUAUUUUUUUGUGAAAAAAUGGGUCCAUUUUAUUUUUUUUGUGGUCAGUUAAUUGUGGCCAGUAUUUUUGCAGUGUCAAAUGCAAUGUACAGCAGUAAAGCUCUGGAAGGAUACCCUUCAGGAUAUUUGGGAGAUUGUCCAACAAACAAAACAGUAUCGAUACCAAAGAAAGAACUGGAUCACCUCCUUUUCGUAGUAAAUGGAGCAAAAUCUUCUAAAAAGAUCAUAUACAACUACUUCCAGACUGAUCUUUUGGCGAAAAGCCCUCAUAUGGACUGGACUAAGAAGACCAUCAUCUACGCGGGUGGAUAUGUAAGCAGCCCCUUGCUGGAUGGAAGAGCCAUUGAUAGACAUUACAAAGAUUUAGGAUAUAAUGUAUGGGUGCUGGAUUCCCUUUAUUUCCACGUCGGGAUAUAUCCUACUAUUGCGCUAGCGAUCCGCGACGUGGCAGCCUACAUAGCAGAAGUGAUGGCGGAUAUGACCGCAAGAGGGCUCUUGGACCCAACCAAGACGGAACUCCUCGGAAUCAGCCUUGGAGCCCACAUCGUCGGCUAUAUAGGCAAGGCAUACUACCAGUUAACUGGCACAAAGGUCAGCAGGAUAACCGGUCUCGAUCCUUCUGGGCCAUGCUUCAGAAACGCGGACCCUGAAUAUAGGCUGGACGAAUCUGACGCGGAUUUCGUGGAUACAGUUCUGACCAAUAUUGACGGGUACGGUAUGGCCGCUCCGAUCGGACAUGUUAAUUUCUAUGUCAAUGGGGGCGAGUACCAAGUAGCUGACCUAACCUACUUCCCAUGCAACAUAUUGUGCAGCCAUAUCAAAUCGUUCCUAAUAUGGAUGGCUGCGUUAGAGAACCCGAAAGGAUUCAUCGCUAUGAAAUGUGACUCAGUUCAGCAGGCCAGGUUCAGAGUUUGCUAUGACAAUGUGCCUCAAGUAACAAAUGUUUUAGGACUUAACGUGGACAAGUCGAAACCGGGAAUUUACUACCUUUCAACGACUAAUGCAUUUCCAUAUUAUUUGGGAAAGAAAGGGUUGAAGCGGGAAAACGAUUAUGUUAAGAAAUUGUUGAGAAGUCUUUUUAGAGGACUGUAAUUAGCAACAAAUGAAUUAAACGCAGGAUUUUUUGUUUUGAUUCAGUUUUGGGCUGAUACUGUAGGUUUGUUUUGUCGACACGACAAGAAGAAGAAGCAACAAAUAAAAUUAAUUAAGUAGGUAAAUGUUUUCUAUGAAAAUAUAGAAAUAAGAAAUAGUUAUUUACUUCACUAACAUUAUUAUUGUAUUUUAAGUAGGUAGAUAAUUGUUUUUUUCUAUUCUAAGAAGAGUAGCAAAAUGGCGAAUAUUUCAUUGUGAUAAUAAUUUAUUGGGUUAUUCAUAAUACAUACUUAAUUCAUCAGAUGCGGUUAUGUAAUUGAGUGAUACUAGCGAAAACCAAUUUUUUCUUUAUUAGUUCAAAAAUUGAAAAAAUAUCAUUAUUACUGGUUUUUAUUUCUUAUGCAAAGCUAUUUAUUGUAUACAGGGUGUUAGGGUAAGCUUAGCCUUUAAACUGAAUGGAUUGGUAAUAAAUGAAUUUAACUGUGUAUAAAAAAGUUUUGUUUAUUUAGUCAAAGGUGUGUAGUUCGACUAACAUCUAAUUAUGUGUACUAAGUAAAUGUAAAUGUACAAUUUAAUAUAAAAUAUGUAAUUAGUCAUUACAUGUAUUAAGGAUUACAAAAGAAAAACGUUGUUUUGUUAUUUU
Messenger RNA from Ostrinia furnacalis (Asian corn borer), 1825 nucleotides. RefSeq names its product lipase member H-A-like. Gene Ontology annotation, biological process: lipid catabolic process. Gene Ontology annotation, molecular function: lipase activity; serine hydrolase activity. The coding region runs from base 109 to 1182 and encodes 357 amino acids. The transcript is spliced from 3 exons. Lineage: Eukaryota; Metazoa; Arthropoda; Insecta; Lepidoptera; Crambidae. The record is from RefSeq and is a predicted model, not a curated record.